AUGAUCAUGAAUAAGUUGUUGGGUUCUAUUGAUGAGGCAAAUUAUAGCUUAGAUAGAGUAGUUAUAUGUAAAGGACCAUUUGACCAACAUAUUUCUAAUUGUAUCGAAAAUUUAAUGACUGAAAGAGAAGAGAUAAACAAGUUUCUAAUUGCACCAAGUCAAUCAUGUACUAUAGCUAGAAUGGCAAAAACGGAUGGUAUUGUAUUAGAGCUUGGAGAAACAGGUGCAUCAUGUUGUACCAUAUAUGAUGGUACUAUCUUAAAAGGAUCGAUGUUUACAAACAACAAAAUUGGAGGACUUAAAUUAGUCAAGUAA
Messenger RNA from Gregarina niphandrodes, 315 nucleotides. RefSeq names its product actin. The transcript has a single exon. NCBI's taxonomy places the organism in Eukaryota, Apicomplexa, Conoidasida, Eugregarinorida, Gregarinidae. The record is from RefSeq and is a predicted model, not a curated record. Bases 1 to 315 code for a protein of 104 amino acids.